This is a messenger RNA of Fraxinus pennsylvanica, 477 nucleotides long. NCBI's taxonomy places the organism in Eukaryota, Viridiplantae, Streptophyta, Magnoliopsida, Lamiales, Oleaceae. The record is from the annotation of a GenBank genome assembly.
AUGAAUGAAGCAGAUCGAGUUUUUGAUAUGAUGCUUCAGAGGAACAUCAAGCCUAAUGAAGCAAUUUAUAAUAUUCUCGUACAUGGUCAUUGUAGAGGUGGGAAUUUGAACAAAGCAAUUGAUCUGUAUGGGGAAAUGGUGCAUCAUGGACUUAUUCCUCAUGCUGUAACUGUCAUUGUUCUAAUUAAAGAAGUCCAUAAAAUUGAUAUGGAAAGACCAGCGUACCUUUCAAGUGGACCUCCUCUUUGGCAUACUUUUUCCACUUUGUAUAGCAAUAGGAGUCAGUCACCUUCAAGGCAAGGAAGGCUGCUUGGAAGAAAGUUGAAGAGACAGGGAAGCCACUGUAAUGGCAUUUUGUGGCCAUAUCAGAGUGGUCUCACAUUAUCGUUGGGGUCUCUAUUUCAAAGAAUUCGGCGGAGGCUAAUAACACAUGCUCAUGCUGAUGCUGGUGCUGGACCUGGACAGGACUGGUAUUAA